Mya arenaria is the source of this 1899-nucleotide messenger RNA. RefSeq names its product calcitonin gene-related peptide type 1 receptor-like. Gene Ontology annotation, cellular component: plasma membrane. Gene Ontology annotation, molecular function: G protein-coupled peptide receptor activity. The transcript has 12 exons. Lineage: Eukaryota; Metazoa; Mollusca; Bivalvia; Myida; Myidae. The coding region runs from base 194 to 1699 and encodes 501 amino acids. Gene Ontology annotation, biological process: cell surface receptor signaling pathway; adenylate cyclase-modulating G protein-coupled receptor signaling pathway. The record is from RefSeq and is a predicted model, not a curated record.
UCUUGCUCGUGAAGACAAAAAGUAAGACAAUAACUUAAGUGAUGAGAAUAAUUUCUAACACUUAUUAGCCUCUUCUGUCCUUAGCUAGCUUCAUGGGAAAUGGAUCCUUAUCAUUUUAGCACUUCUGAUGACGUUCUGUAAAAUAAAGCGGAUGACGACAAAAGAAAACUAUUGUUAAAAACGGGCAUGAAUUAUGGAUGUGUGUCGUGAUAGCUAUGGAGUAUUUGCUAACCUCUCCGUAUUCAACAUUUGGACGUGUUCACUCUGUUACGUCUACUUGUUUCCAAAUGGUCCACUUCGCUUUAAUUAUAACGUUUCCAAUCCAGGACUUAUUAAAGUGGAAAAUAUUAUUUCUGGGAACAUCCAUAUAGAGACGACAAGUGACGUGUGUGAGAGCCUAGGAGGUUACGACUGUGAACGCUGGAGAGACUGUUGCCAGGCAGCAGACACAUGCUGCACGAGACAGAGAUCUAUUUCGCCAGACUCUCGGCUAGGUCAUUGUCCGCGAACGUGGGAUGGCUGGAGUUGCUUUGACGACACGUCACCAGGGAAGUGUGUUCGUCUCUCAUGUCCUUCUUAUGUACAGUAUGGAAGUCUGAAAGGACACGUCGAAAAGGAAUGCACUGAAAAUGGAUCUUGGGCUCUGCAUCCGGAGACGGGAAAAGAAUGGACGGAUUACAGCAAAUGUGUCAAUAUAAAGGGAUUCAAAGGUGUGGUUUAUGCUAGCGUCGGGGCAAGCGUAUUUAGCCUUGUCUUUCUGUUGCCAGCUACACUCAUCCUAAUGGCGUACAGACAACUGCGCAGCCAACAGCGCAUCCGGCUGCACGUGUGCCUGUUCAUGUCGUUCAUUCUGACAGGCCUUCUCAGUCUACUCUGGGAACUGCUUGUAUACAAUGAUAGAGUGGAAAACCCGUGGAAACAGACCUUCAUGUUUAGAAAAGAGGUAUCGUGCAAAGUAAUUUACAUCUUGCUCCGGUACGCCACCAGCGCCAACUUCUUUUGGAUGUUCUGUGAGGGCUUUUACCUGUUCAGACUUCUAGUGCACGCCUUUCAGGUUCCCAGAAGCAUCAAACAAUACUUUGUUAUUGGUUGGGUCGGACCUGCACUUCCUAUUGCAAUUUAUUCCACUUUCAGAUCGAUAUACGCAAACGACAUCUGCUGGGUAAAGAACGCGGGCGGAUUUGAGUGGAUCGUUUAUACACCAAACCUCCUAUCCAUUCUGGUUAACCUGCUGUUCUUGCUUGGAAUCUUAAGAAUUCUUCUCUCACAACUUCAUCAGCAUCCGAACGAGCCCAGUAAUUACAGGCAAGGCUUCAAGAGAGCUCUGAAGGCAACGUUCGUCCUCAUCCCGCUGUUCGGUCUCCAGCUUUUUCUGGUGAUCUACCGUCCUUCCAACGAUUCAGCCUUCGGCAACAUGUAUGAAAUCGUCUCCAAGGUCAUUAUUGACUCACAGGGAGGAAUUAUCGCGCUUGUAUUCUGCUAUAUGAACAAGGAAGUUUUGUCUUGUCUUAAAACGAGUAUCCACAAACUGAAUACUAGAAGAGGAAAGCGUGUUCCCUCCUUAAUCACAAACUAUACAGUGGUCUCCCAGAGAAACAAUGACAAUGAAGCGAAAUGUGAUGUAACAAAUGGCGACCGUUCCCCAAAUGUUUCCAUUGCGUUGAAGUCUAUGAGAACAAACUGGAAUGGCGCAAGUUAGAUUUAUGGUCCAUGUUUAUAUGUUUGUAAUAUACGUACUGUACAGAUUAACAAACCAUGGACGAUAAUUCGAGUUUUGACAGAUUUCUGAUUUUGAGCAGUUUAUGUUAAAAUGAUUUAGUUGAGCAUGUGAAUUUACGUAUAAAUUUAAGGAAAACCAAUGGUUGAUAGUUGUUAGUUGAAUAAAUGUAUCAAUAAAGA